Molecule: messenger RNA, 4443 nt
Organism: Photinus pyralis (common eastern firefly)
Lineage: Eukaryota; Metazoa; Arthropoda; Insecta; Coleoptera; Lampyridae
Gene: mub
Product: poly(rC)-binding protein 3
Exons: 9
Coding region: 180-1277 (365 amino acids)
Biological process (GO): regulation of RNA metabolic process; regulation of gene expression
Cellular component (GO): nucleus; cytoplasm
Molecular function (GO): mRNA binding
Source: RefSeq, a predicted model, not a curated record
CAAACCGACGCAUACGACUAAGGUGGCAGCGUUGUUGCGUGAAGUAAACACGUGUACAACGACUGAGACGCAACACCAAAUCGUUAUCCGUAAUUAUUUUUUAUAUUAUACCAUUUAUAUUUUAUAAUAGAACUGAUCCCGGGUACCUUCCUUAACUCCUCGACCCUCUUCGACUCGACAUGGAUUUGGACAAAGCAUUACUAAAUGACGAUCCCAACCUCACACUCACAAUUCGGCUCAUCAUGCAGGGAAAGGAAGUUGGUAGCAUCAUCGGUAAAAAAGGAGAAAUAGUGAAACGAUUUCGAGAAGAGUCCGGAGCAAAAAUAAACAUAUCCGAUGGAUCGUGUCCCGAGCGUAUUGUCACAGUGACCGGAUCAACAAGUGCAAUUUUUAAGGCGUUUACACUGAUUUGCAAAAAGUUUGAGGAGUGGUGCUCCCAGUUCCAGGAAAUAAACAGUGGUGGUAGCGGCGUACCACGACCUCCAAUCACCUUACGUUUGAUCGUCCCUGCCAGUCAGUGUGGAUCCCUUAUUGGAAAAGGGGGUUCUAAAAUUAAAGAGAUUCGUGAAGUUACAGGAGCAUCUAUUCAAGUUGCGUCAGAAAUGCUUCCAAAUUCCACAGAGCGAGCGGUCACAAUUUCUGGUACUGCUGAGGCAAUUACACAGUGUAUUUACCAUAUCUGCAACGUUAUGCUCGAGUCCCCUCCCAAAGGAGCAACCAUACCCUACCGCCCUAAACCCCAAGUCGGUGGCCCUGUGAUCCUGGCUGGCGGGCAAGCCUAUACCAUUCAAGGCAACUACGCCGUUCCUGCCCAUGCAGAUAUUACAGCACUCAGUAAAAGUCCAUUGGCCGGACUAGCCGCAUUGGGCAUUGGAGGCCUGACGCCAGCCAACACGGGGGGAUUAAAUCCAGCAGCUUUGGCAGCUUUAGCCGGUUCACAAUUACGAACGGCCAACUCGCGAAACCAGCAAAAUUCCAAUUCUCAAACUCACGAGAUGACCGUGCCGAACGAACUGAUCGGCUGCAUUAUCGGAAAGGGCGGCACCAAGAUCGCCGAAAUACGUCAGAUAUCGGGGGCGAUGAUUCGCAUAUCUAAUUGCGACGAUCGCGAGAACGGCGUGACCGAUCGUACAAUAACAAUAUCUGGUAAUCCGGAUUCGGUCGCGUUGGCACAAUAUUUGAUUAAUAUGAGGAUAUCGAUGGAAACUGCUGGAUUACCAAUGCCAGGUUACCAUUACAUUGCUCCAAAUCACAUUGUAAAAGCUCCGAUUCAUUAACUAGGCUUGCCUUGGUUCGGGGAGGUUUGCUAUCAGUCGCAGAUGCCCCACAUGUACAACCUUACAGGUAACUCAAGCCAACCAAUGAUAUAUUAUGAUCUGUGAAAAUUUACAAACACUGACAAUAUUGUCAUAUUAUGAUGGAUAAUUAAAUACAAGAUUGGUAAUGGGAACAAGCCAAAGAUUUGUUAAUUUUAAUUUUUUAUAUAAGCGUAUUUAUAUAUAAUAUUUAGAUAUUGUCAUAUUUACUACGUUUUAAAAUUAGUACCAUGGUAGAUUUUUGCAUUGGACUGUUGAAGUUGCUUGAUCGAAUGUUUUUGUUUUUAUCUUUUUUUUUUUAAUAUAGAAGGUAGCGUGUUCAAAUAACAGUAUUUUAAUAUUUAUUAGUUAAAUCGUUAUAUGUAAUUUAAGGAAUUUAUUUGUUCGAACCAGUUAUUUAUUACAUUUUGUUAUUGUUCAAUUGUUAAAAGUUUUAUUACUGUACAUCAUGUUGUUGGAGUGAUCUGAGCAAUAUUUGAUGGGGAUUUAGGCACGGCUUGUAAUCGUAGUUAAGUAUUAACCAUCAAAUUUAAGUAGUUUAAGAUAUUAUGAAGGAAAAUUGCUCAAGAAAUCUAGUUGUAGUUUUAACAUUAACUAAGUAUUUUGUAUUAAGAAGUGUUUCUAAAUUUAACAUAGGAACGGAGUUAAAUGUCAUGACCAGAACCUUUUUAUUCACAGUUGUCAAAAGGUAAGCCGUGCAAUCGUCAUCACUGACUGUAUUUUGUGAUCAUAACUAGUUAUUAGUCGCAUAUUUUAAUACAAUGGUAUGUUUGGAAUAUUUUGUUAAUAGUGGGCUGUGUAUUCAGUAUUUUUUAAGUGAUUUAACUAUUCUUCCAAAUUUCAGUUUUGUGCCAAAUCUAUUGUGACCAAAUGCUCACAUCACUCGUGAAUUUCCCCUUUUUCUAUAUUUCAGAGGAUGCUUUAAACGAUGUUAAAACAAAACGGCAUCUAUUGCAGUUCCCUGUGUAGCAUACUGUGAUCACAUUAUUGUAAUAACGUUGUAUUUAAAUACAACGCUAAGUUAGUAUAAGAGUUUUUAUUUAUUAAGGCGUGAUCGCGAAAAAAUUGCUGAAAUUUUUUGUACAAAACAUUAAAAAAGAAGUCAAAUUUAUAACGUAUCAUAAUUAAAAGGUAUUUUUGUUGAUGUAAAUAACAUACUCUUAAAUCUAGUGGAACAUUUGCGUAUUACACCUUCUCAUUUGUGUUACACAGUGUGGCACAAAAUUUAUCAUUUUUUAACAUACAUAAAUUUUGUGUGAAGGAUUGAGAAACUUUGUACACACUAUGUAUGCAGAAACGAUCUUUCUUUAAACAUUGAUAGUUUCAGUAGUAAUCGACUGAAUCUUUUGUGUUAAUUCUCGAAUAUUGCAAAUGCGAUUUUUGUCUUACCAACACACUUUUAUUUAUUAAUCCACAAUUCAACUUCUUUUGAAAAUUAGCACUGGCUUGUUACAUAGAAAGUAGUGAUAAAAAUAUAUUCUAGUCUUGUUCUUUACCGACAUUUUUAAUGUUCUCACAGUUAUUGGUGUCAUUCAUUAUUCGAUCUAAACGUUUGACUAUAAUUAGGGACAAUCUAUUGUUAUCCCUUUGUGUUGAGUGUUCUUAUGAUAUAGCAUUUUAAAUAGUGCCAAAAAUUUGAUGGAAAACUAGCGAAUGUACAACAUUUCGAAUACAUCAAUGCAAUGCAUUACUAAAUCGCAUAUAAUUUUUGAAUAUAUAAUAAUUGUAGGUACAUGUUAAAUAAAUUGUUAUGGCUGAAUGGUCGUAAACUUUAGGCUAGUUUAUAGAAAAGUGAAACUAGGAAACAGAAGCAAGCUUAUCAGGUAGAUUUGCAAUACUCAAUCAUAACGAGAGGGGGGUAGUUACUGUGUGUCGGCUUGCCCUGACUCGUAUAGUUCGAGUAGUGAGUUAGCAGGGGCCUUAAUGUCAAGCUAUCUCAUAAUUGUCGUGUUGUGCAGGCAAUCAAUUGUUAGCUUCGUGUCUAUGGUAGUGCUACGACGAGCACUUCCAAUAUACAUUUGAUAGUAUACAAAAAAAAAAAACUUGUGCUGCUAAUAAGAUAUUUACAUUUUGCACUUAGUCUCCCAGGAGACGGAGAGUACUGCCGCAUCUGGCAUAAAUUAUAAUCACCCAAAGAGAUAUCCCGAUGGCUAACGUACUAGCCUUAAUUUUCUUCAAUCCCAACUUGCAAUCAACUAAAAUGAUCUAUCGUUUAAAGCCUUUAUUGAAACAGGGUCUGUAAUAUAUAUAAGAGAUUAUGUAAUUAGCACUGUAAUGAGAAAUUCAAAUAUGUCUUUCAGACGUGAAAUAUCGGAUAACAGUGUGAUUAUUUUCGUUUUGAAAACACUUCGUUUACGGAACUUUGAAAACAUCUCUUAGUGUUCAAUCUCUCAGGGUUUUGUGAAAAUUGCAGGAACCCUUUGAAAAUUACGUAUGAUUACCCUCUUACUAGAAGAGAAUUUUUCAUAUGUUCCAAACGUUUUAACUAAUUUUUCAUUGGAACAGAAAGAAUGUAAAAAUAUGAUAAAACAAUGUAAAUUGAAAUUGAUUAUACUUGUAUUGGUGACAUAUUUCAGGGUAAAUUUUUAACUUUGCUAUGGUGCAUAGAUUAUGUUUGUAUGUAGUAAGGAUAUAGUAAAAUGCAUUAGUUAGAUUUAUAUAAAUAUCUAUGUAUUGCUACAAUUAGAGCUUUUUGCUUAUGGAACACAACACGACUGUCCCAGUGGCAUUAGCACUAGCUGCAUGCUGUUACUCAUACUUAAAGGAAAUCAUAUCACGUUACAUAUCUUUUUGAAAACUCCUUGCUCUUUACCUGUUUUUGUUGAUUGCUCAAACCUUAGUUGAAUUAGCGAAACUGCUCAAUCUUUAGCAUAUCCCUAUUCCACACGCUCAUAUCAUUUGGAAUGGGUAACAGCCACAUAUUUAUAUUUAUUAAAAUGUUUUGUGUAUUAUACUGUUUUUUGUGUGUAGUAUUAACAAUAUGGCAAUAAAAUGUUAUACGGAUGUACGAUGCAUAAAAGACAAUUUUAGAUAUUGCACAUGUCUAUUGUUCUUUCCAUAAUCAAGAUGUUAAGAUAUUUAGGUACAAUGUUUUACGUUUGUUUUGUUUAAUAAAGUGUGAAUAGAG